AGCUGUUGUUCUGUAGUUGUUUUGCCGUUGUUAUGAAUUAAAGUGCAUUCGAAUAGGAAGAAAUAUGUUUUUCUUUAUUGAAUAAGAAUAUAGUGCCGAAUAAGUGUAAUAUUCAAAUAAAUAUAUUAGUGUAAAAUGGAUACAAGUGAUAGUGGACACAGUGACAUAGGAGAUGAUCUUCAUCACGAGAACCAUGGUCUGGGAUACCAAAAUACCUUGAUGUAUGGCCGGUAUAGCCGGCAACUAGGAGAAUAUGCAAAAUUUGAGGCACUAAAAGCACAAGAGAAGCGACGAAUAAAAGAAGAAAAAGCAAGAAAACGAGAGCUUAGGGGAUAUCAAGGAAAACUAGUCAAAUUUAUUGCAUUCUUAUGGAGGCACACAUUCGCGAGAUUGGGAGAAGACUGGGUGUUCUUGGCCCUUCUAGGUGUUAUUAUGGCUUUCUUGAGUUUCAUAAUGGAUAGAGGUGUAGCAAUGUGUAAUAGCGCCAGACUAUGGUUGUAUAAAGACCUAACUUCACACCCUGCAGCGCAGUAUGCGGCUUGGGUUAUUCUUCCCACUACAUUAGUUUUAUUUAGUGCUGGAUUUGUACAACUUGUGGCACCACAGGCUAUUGGUUCAGGUAUACCAGAAAUGAAAACUAUACUCAGGGGCGUAGCUUUAAAGGAAUACCUAACAUUCCGAACACUUGUUGCCAAAAUUGUUGGUUUAACUGCCGUAUUAGGAAGUAGUAUGCCGUUAGGUAAAGAAGGACCUUUCGUCCAUAUAGCUAGUAUCUCAGCAACAUUACUCAGUAAGCUAGUUACCGGAUUCCAAGGUAUAUAUGAGAAUGAGAGUCGAACGACAGAAAUGUUGGCAGCUGCCUGUGCAGCAGGAGUUGCCAGUUGUUUUGCAGCUCCCGUUGGAGGUGUACUAUUUAGUAUAGAAGUAACCUCAGUAUAUUUUGCUGUAAGAAACUAUUGGAGGGGUUUCUUCGCUGCUGUUUGUGGAGCAUCAACAUUUCGACUUUUAGCAGUUUGGUUUCAGAAAGCAGAAACAGUAACAGCGGUGUUUAGAACAAAUUUUUUUAUGGACUUUCCAUUUGACCCUCAAGAAUUGUUUGUGUUUGCACUUCUUGGGGCUUUUUCUGGACUCGGUGGAGCUUUCUACGUAUGGGUGCAUCGCCAGUACGUAAUCUUCAUGCGUAACAGUAAAACUUUAAACAAAUUCCUGAGCAAAAAUCGUUUCUUGUAUCCGGGAAUAGUUUCCCUAUUGGUUGCAAGUCUGUCCUUCCCGUUGGGCGUGGGCCAGUUCGCAGCAGGAGAACUAACUACGCACGACCAGGUGGUUGCCCUCUUCAGCAACAUCACUUGGACUGAUGACAACUUGACUGUAUCCGAACAGCAUGUUGUAAACAAUUGGAAAACUCCAUGGUCUGGAGUACUAGUCAAUUUAGUUUGUACGAUAGUUUUUAAUUUUGUGACGUCUAUUAUUUGUUCGACAUUACCAGUACCAAGUGGUAUAUUCAUACCAGUGUUUAAGAUUGGAGCAGCGACUGGUAGGAUAAUAGGCGAAUUGAUGCACCUGUGGUUUCCUUCAGGUAUGCGGUACGGUGGCAAAGUUGCUAAAAUAAUCCCUGGGGGAUACGCUACUGUAGGGGCAGCAGCCUUCAGUGGCGCCGUAACCCACACCAUUUCUGUAUCUGUGAUAGUUUUUGAAAUGACUGGACAAAUUACUCAUAUUAUACCAAUAAUGAUAUCAGUGUUGAUAUCUAACGCAAUUGCUAGUCUUUUAGCGCCAAGUAUUUAUGACAGUAUCAUACUCAUUAAGAAAUUACCUUAUUUACCAGAUUUACUACCAAGCAGUAGCGGUAUUUAUAACAUUUACGUAGAAGACUUUAUGGUUAGAGAUAUAAAAUAUAUUUACUACGGAAUGACAUACGAACAAUUAAAAGCAGUUUUAAAAGGAAAUAAAAGACUUCAGAGUUUUCCGUUAGUGGACAAACCCGACAGUAUGGUUCUACUAGGUUCCAUAAGAAGAUUGCAUCUGAUACAGUUAAUAGAAAAACAAAUAGGAAGAGAACGUAGAAUGCAGGUUGCUGCAAUAAGACAAAAGGAAGCUGAGGAAAAAGCAAGAGAAGAAGAGAAGCGAAAAGAAGAAGAACGUCAAAGACGACCGUCGAGAUUCGAGGUUGUUCCAGCCCCUGAUGUUUACAAGAAGCAAGUAUCUGUAUCAGAAUUAGAACAGCCAACUUUCCAUCCAGUAUAUGGUACACAUCCCAAGAAAUCCAUCCUAAAAAAGACAAGCUCUGUAACGCUCAAAGGUAUCACACCUUUUUUGUCAACUAGUCCGACUUCGACCCCUUAUACAACUGUUACUGGAGCAGAAAAUCGAUUGCGAUCAGCGUUCGAUGCAAUAUUCAGAAGAAGCCACUUCGGUGGAAGCGAUGAAGGAGGUUCCAAUAAUUUGCUAAGAUCCGGAUCUUGGGGUCGAAGACCACAAAUUAUUCCAAUGAGUCCCCACAGUCUGAAAAAAGUACAAUUACCCAAAGAACGUAUAUGUGAUAUGAGUCCAGAAGAUCAAAAGAAAUGGGAGGAGGAACAGAUGUCACUUCCCGUCGAAUUCAUUUGUCAUAUAGAUCCAGCUCCCUUCCAACUAGUAGAGAGAACUUCCUUAUUGAAAGUUCAUUCCAUAUUUUCCAUGGUAGGAGUCAACCACGCGUACGUAACAGCAAUUGGAAAACUAGUGGGAGUAGUGGGCUUAAAAGAACUCCGCCAUGCUAUAGAAGACGCCAACGCAGGAAACCUCCCAGCUACUGUGGUGGACAUUAAUGGUGGUAUUAGUGUGAAUGAUGUCAGAGAUGUGGAAGCUAAUGAACCUAGCGUUACCAGUAAUUUAAUGGGUAAAGAUUCGGAGUCGAAAGUGUAGAAGUGUAAAGGAAAUUUUGUACAAAAAUUUUGAAAAUAUUUUUUAUUUGAAAAUAUUUUCUAUUUUAGUAUACUUUUGUAUAUAUAUUUUUAUUAAUUUAAAGACCUCGGUACAUAUAGAAUUUUGUGUUAAAUCACGGGCGUUAUUAAAUUACAUAAAAAAUUGAACUGAAAAUUAAACUUUGUCUAUAGUACACAACAGCAUUGCCGUAUAGAGGAGUAUAACGGAUUUAGAUGACAGUAGUAAAACGCAAAAGAUAACGAUGUUAACGAAAAAUACGAAAUGAAUUAAUAGAGAAAAGAGAUAGGAAAUAUGAAAAAUUUAGAAAUAAGAGAAUUAAUAUUUUUUUAAAAUCGCUCACAGUUUCUUCAAUUUAUCAAUUGUCAUUAUGUAGAUAUUAAGAAUAUCUAAGAUAUUUUUGAGAGAUCCGUAGAGGGAACAUUUUUCGUUAGUAUUAGUACAAAUUGAUGAUUAUAGUGUUAUGACUGGUCUAAAGUAUAUAAGGCUGUGAAUGUACUCGUGCGGGUUUAUUCUGCAUAUUUUAUUGUAAUUUUAUUUCUAUUCAGAUAAUUUCAAACUAUACUAAGUUUUUAUAAACUGGGGUGACGACAAAACUAAAAGCAGGUCCAAGUUGUGUAUUGGACCUAUGUACUGGUAUAAGCACUAGACAAAACCACAAAAAUCGUCCAGAGGAAAGUUAAAGUAUCAUUCAUAUAAUUAUUUUAAUAUACAUAGAUGUUGUUAUUUCCCAGUAGAAUUCUUGUUCUUUAAGUGCCCUCUCCCAAUCAGAGGUUGGAUAUCAUCAUCACGAUCUUUAGUCUAUCUACUGCUGCUCUGAAGAGUUCUAUAGAACUGCAUUUAAACAAGUUCCUUAAAUUCUUCGACCAUGACACUCUCCUUCUUCCUUUACACCUUCCUCCUCUUAUCUUUUCCUGUAUUAUCAGCCUUAGCAGUUCAUAUCGCUGUCCCCUCAUAACGUGUCCCAGAUAUUUUUAUUGUGUUUGUUAUUUCGAAUUAUUUGCCCAUUUCUCGCAAUACUUCCGUGUUAGUUUUCUUCUGUGUUCAUGAUAUUCUAAGCAUCCUCCUAUAACACCACAUUUCAAAGGACUGUAACUUAUUGCAAUAUCGAAAACACGUAGCAUCUCAUACUCUCAGUUCUAAUCUAAGGUCUUUGUUGCAGAUAAUUGUUUUCAUUUUUACAAACGCAUGUCUUGCUAUUUCUAUCCUGGCUCUUAUUUCGGUUGUUUGAUCAUUAUUGUCUAAAAUCCAGGUUCCUAGGUAUUUGUAUUUAUCAACCCUUUCUAUCGGUACAUUUCCCAAAUGUAUGUUUGUUGGUAUAUUUGUUUUCUUUGUUAUUAUCAUGUAUUUGGUCUUUUUUAUGUUCAUUUUUAGUCCAUAUUUUUCACAGAAACUGUUUAUUAUGUUUAGCAGUAAUUGGAGUAGUUCAGCAGAGCUUACCAUAAUUGCGCUGUCAUCUGCAUAUGUUGAAACAUGUUGCAUAUGUUUAUAUUCCUUCACUUUGAGAUAGUAAUGCUUCUUCAAAAAUGGCUUCACUAUAUACAUUAAAUAGUAAUAGGGACCUAAUACAUCCCUGCCUAACUCCUCUCCUGAUUUUAAUUUCUGGACUGGGUUCGUUAUCUAUUACGAUUUGUGCUCUUUGAUUCCAGUAGAAGUUUGUUAUUAUUCGUAAGUCCCUAUGGUCCAUUUUUUUUGUCUUUAGAAUUUGGACUAAUUUUUCAUGUCUUACUUUGUCAAAUGCUUUUUCAACAUCAACGUAAUAAAUAUGCACAUCAACAUUCAUAUCCUCCCAUCCAGUAUAAUUAAUUAUAUGCAAUCUACGAUAACCAAAUAUUUUUAUCAAUAUAAGGUUGAAUGUUCGAAUAAUUAAACUUUGAGGGUGUACAAGGCAACUAUCGAACACGGUGAUUAAUUUAAUCUUGCCCAAGUACUUUCGAUCAAU
Molecule: messenger RNA, 4864 nt
Organism: Diabrotica balteata
Lineage: Eukaryota; Metazoa; Arthropoda; Insecta; Coleoptera; Chrysomelidae
Source: the annotation of a GenBank genome assembly